Messenger RNA from Cariama cristata (Red-legged seriema), 2431 nucleotides. Its product is annotated as plexin-B1-like. The transcript has 17 exons. Lineage: Eukaryota; Metazoa; Chordata; Aves; Cariamiformes; Cariamidae. The annotation marks the transcript as partial. The record is from RefSeq and is a predicted model, not a curated record. Gene Ontology annotation, cellular component: semaphorin receptor complex. Gene Ontology annotation, biological process: regulation of cell shape; regulation of GTPase activity; positive regulation of axonogenesis. Gene Ontology annotation, molecular function: semaphorin receptor activity.
CAUCUGUUCCAGGGGGAAAAUCUAGAUCUGGCUAUUUCCAAGGAUGAAGUUAUGGCUAUGAUUGGGGAAGGUAUCUGUGUGGUGAAGACACUAACAAGGAAUCAUCUCUACUGUGAGCCUCCCUCUGAGCAGCCAGCUCCGCGGCACCGCACAAAGCGGGAGGGCACAGACUUGCUCCCAGAGUUCACGGUACAGAUGGGAAACCUGAACUUCCUCCUGGGCCGAGUGCAGUAUGACACAGAAAGCCAGCUCACCUUCCCGCUGGAGGCACAGAUUGGCUUGGGUGUUGGUGCAUCCUUUGUGGCACUGAUUGUUCUGGUCAUUGUCUUCAUAUACAGGAGGAAGAGCAAACAGGCUUUGAGGGAUUACAAGAAAGUUCAAAUCCAGCUGGAAAAUCUGGAAACAAGUGUUCGGGACAGAUGCAAAAAAGAAUUCACAGACCUGAUGACUGAGAUGAUGGACCUCACAAGUGACCUUGUGGGCACAGGCAUACCCUUCUUGGACUACAAGUCCUAUGCAGAGCGCAUUUUCUUCCCGGGCCACCGUGAGUCACCACUGCAAAGGGACCUGGACAUCCCUGAAUGCCGGCGGCAAACUGUGGAGCAGGGCUUGGUCCAGCUCUCCAACCUGCUCAACAGCAAGCUCUUCCUCACCAAGUUCAUCCACACUCUGGAAAUCCAGCGCACUUUCUCUCCAAGAGACCGGGCUUAUGUGGCAUCGUUGCUCACUGUGUCACUGCAUGGGAAGCUGGAGUACUUCACUGACAUCCUCAAAACACUCCUGAAUGACCUUGUAGAGCAGUAUGUGGCCAAGAACCCCAAGCUGAUGCUGCGGAGGACAGAAACAGUGGUAGAGAAGCUGUUAACUAACUGGAUGUCCAUCUGCCUGUAUGCAUUUGUGAGGGAUUCUGUUGGGGAGCCCCUUUACAUGCUGUUUCGAGGAAUCAAGCACCAGGUGGACAAAGGGCCAGUCGACUGGGUGACAGGGAAAGCCAAAUAUACCCUGAAUGACAACCGCCUUUUGAGAGAGGACCUGGAGUACCGGACUCUGACCUUAAAUGCUUUGACGCAAGCAGGAGUUGCUGCAGGAGGGGCAGAGGACACCCAAGGGAUUUCUGCGAAAGUGCUAGACUGUGACACCAUAACGCAGGUGAAGGAAAAAAUCCUAGAUCAGAUCUAUAAAGGGACGCCAUACUGUCACCGACCAGACCCAGACACCCUGGACCUUGAGUGGAGAUCAGGGCUGGCAGGUCAUCUGAUACUGUCCGAUGAGGAUGUGACAUCUGUUGUUCAAGGAACUUGGAAACGCCUGAACACUCUUCAGCAUUACAAGGUGCCCGAUGGAGCAACAGUAGCACUGGUCCCACGCCUGACCAAGCAUAUCCAUAGGGAGAAUCAGGAUUACAUCCCAGGAGAGAAAACACCGAUGCUGGAGGAUGCAGAUGAAGGUGGGAUCAAACUUUGGCACCUGGUAAAACCAACAGAAGAGCCAGAACUGCCCAAGCAUCGGCGUGGGAGCUUAAGAGAUCGGGAGCGAGCCAAGGCAAUCCCAGAGAUCUAUCUGACACGUCUACUCUCAAUGAAGGGCACUCUGCAGAAAUUUGUGGAUGACUUGUUCCAGGUGAUCCUCAGUACCAACCGCCCUGUCCCUCUGGCUGUCAAAUACUUCUUUGACCUGUUGGAUGAGCAGGCAAUACACUAUGGGAUCACGGACCCUGAGACCAUCCAUAUCUGGAAGACAAACAGCCUGCCCCUACGGUUCUGGAUCAACAUCAUCAAGAAUCCCCAGUUUGUUUUUGACGUGCAGACGUCAGAUAACGUGGAUGCUGUGCUCCUGGUCAUUGCGCAGACCUUCAUGGACUCCUGUACAAUAGCUGACCAUAAGUUAGGGCGGGACUCUCCAAUCAAUAAGCUGCUUUAUGCCCGGGACAUUCCUCGCUACAAGCAGAUGGUGGAAAGGUAUUAUGCGGACAUUCGUCAGACCAUCUCUGCCAGUGACCAGGAGAUGAACUCUGCCCUGGCUGAGCUAUCACGGAAUUACUCAGGUGACCUCAAUUCCCUGGUGGCUCUACAUGAAUUGUACAAAUACAUCAAUAAGUACUAUGACCAGAUCAUUACUGCCUUGGAAGAAGACCCAACGGCACAGAAGAUGCAGCUCGGAUAUAGACUACAACAGAUUGCAGCAGCUGUGGAGAAUAAAGUCACGGAUUUGUGACAGGCGCAGACAGACUGCUCUCCCCUAGCUGAACGGGGACAGUGCUUGUCCUAGCGAUACACAGGGUGUCCUGCUGCCAUUGGAACCAGACUCUCCAGGGAACCAGCGGGUGACAUGAACAGGGAUGGCCAAGGCAGUACAAAGUACAAGCGUCCUUGCAUCUCAGAGAAUAUUUUUUUACAGCUUUUUCUUUAUAAAAGCAAAACAAAACAAAAAA